Messenger RNA from Aphidius gifuensis, 1824 nucleotides. Its product is annotated as glutathione synthetase-like. Gene Ontology annotation, molecular function: glutathione binding; ATP binding; glutathione synthase activity. NCBI's taxonomy places the organism in Eukaryota, Metazoa, Arthropoda, Insecta, Hymenoptera, Braconidae. The transcript is spliced from 9 exons. Bases 394 to 1824 code for a protein of 476 amino acids. Gene Ontology annotation, biological process: glutathione biosynthetic process. Gene Ontology annotation, cellular component: cytosol. The record is from RefSeq and is a predicted model, not a curated record.
AAUGAAUUUAUAAGACAAUUAAAAAAAUAAUUAUGUUAAUUUUUGGAGGGAAGCAUAAAUAAAAAGGCUGGUUUUUAAAUAUCGAGAUGAAAAGAGACAAAAAUAUGUUAUUAAAAAAAUGGCUGACAUCAUGAUUGUGGCGGUAGAAUUUCUAACAAAUUAAUUGACAUGACACACAAAAAUGAUUGACAUAAUAACAAAAAAAAAAAUUUAAGCUAUCUCACUGCCUGACACGUAUUUAAUUGUCAGUUGUGGAGGCUGAUCAACAUUCAACAUUCACUCCGCCUCUUUUAACUAUAACACUCUUGUUUAAAUCAAAAUUAAUUUAACGUAGUUGUUUUACAUACGCAUUGAUAUUUUGGUGAUAAUUUCAAUUUGCAUUGUGAUAAUAAUAUGUCAAAUUUAAUAAUUGAAUCCUUGAUUAAGGAGUCAAUAUCAGAUGAGGAUCUUGAUGAAAUUGUUGAUAAAGCCAAGGAUUAUGCUAUCCAACAUGGUGUUUGCAUGUGUUUCAAGAACAAUUAUGACAGAAAUAAAGUACAAUUAUCAAGAUUUGUUCUGGUACCAACUAGUUUUCCUAAAUUGGAAUUUGAAAAAGGCAUUGUCAUUCAAAAAAUACUCAAUAAAUUAAUCCACAAGGUUGCAUAUGAUCAUGAUUUUAUCUCUAAAACCACCAAAAGUGUCAUUGAAGCUGAUAAUUUUACUGCUGAGUUAUUUAAAAUUUAUCAAACAGUUUAUCAAGAAGGUAUUACUCAGAAAUAUAGCCUGGGACUUUUUAGAUCAGACUAUAUGCUUGAUGAUUCAUUGAAAAUAAAACAAGUUGAAUUAAAUACAAUUGCUUCUAGUUUUGGUGGUCUUUCAUCACAAGUAACAAAGUUACAUAAAUAUAUACUUUGUGAACUUGAUAAUGAUGAUAAAAUAAAUCAUCUUCCAGAUAAUGAAACAGCAAGUGGUCUUGCUGAUGGACUUGUUGCAGCAUGGAAUAUUUAUGAUAAUAAUCAAGGACGAAUAUUAUUUGUAACUGAAGAAAAAACUUGUAAUAUUUGUGAUCAACGUGCUAUUGAAUAUUUGAUUCGUGAAAAAAAUUUAAAAAUUAAAGUCAUCAGAAGAACAUUCAAGUAUCUCAUUGAAAAUGCUAAAUUGAGACCCAACAAAGAGCUAAUUGUGGGUAAUGAUUUGGUGUCUGUUGUUUAUUAUCGUACCGGUUAUGAAGUUGAAGCAUAUCCAACUCAAAAUGAGUGGUCAGUUAGAUUAUUAAUUGAACGAUCACGUGCAAUUAAAUGUCCAUCAAUUCAGUAUCAUCUUGCUGGAACGAAAAAGGUUCAACAAGUAUUGAAUAAUCCAAAAAUAUUAAAACAAUUUUUAAAUGACGAAGAGGCUAGGCAAAUUCAAGAUGUAUUUGUUGGACUUUAUUCUCUUGAAUUGAAUGAAGAGGGUGAUAAAGCUGUUGAGAUGGCAAUGAAUGAACCAGAAAAAUAUGUUUUAAAACCACAACGUGAAGGUGGUGGUAAUAAUAUUUAUGGUGAAAAUGUUAAAACAACAUUGGAAAAUAUAAAAAAUUCACAAGAACGUAGUGCAUUUAUAUUGAUGGAAUUGAUAAAAGCACCUGUUCAAAAAAAUUAUAUAAUAUCUCCUGAUAAUAAAAGACCACAGUUACAAGAUUGUCUAUCAGAAUUGGGAAUUUAUGGCUACAUUAUUGGGGAUUAUAAUGAAAUUAAAGAAAAUCAACAAAUUGGUCAUGUGAUACGUACAAAACCUUGUGAUGAAAAUGAGGGAGGAAUAAUUGCUGGUGCUGGAGCACUUGACAGUCCUUACCUCUACAAUUAA